Molecule: messenger RNA, 3343 nt
Organism: Lonchura striata (white-rumped munia)
Lineage: Eukaryota; Metazoa; Chordata; Aves; Passeriformes; Estrildidae
Gene: FRG1
Product: FSHD region gene 1
Cellular component (GO): catalytic step 2 spliceosome; nucleolus; striated muscle dense body
Molecular function (GO): actin filament binding
Source: RefSeq, a predicted model, not a curated record
GCCGGGGCGGGGCCGCCCCUUUCCGUCCGUCCUUCCUUCCUUCCUUCCCGGCAUGGCGGAGUAUUCCUGCGUCAAAUCCACCAAGCUCGUCCUCAAAGGGUCCAAAGGGAAGAGCAAGAAGAAGCACAAGGAAAAGAAAAGGAAAAGGGAGGAGGAUGCGGCAGAGCAGCUCGAUAUUGUUGGAAACUGGUGGGCUGUCAGUAAUUUCGGUGAAAUUACAGGAACUAUAGCUAUAGAAAUGGAUAAAGGAGCUUACAUCCAUGCCCUCGACAAUGGCUUGUUUACACUUGGAGCACCACAUAAAGGUGAUGAAGGCCCUAGUCCUCCUGAGCAGUUUACAGCAGUAAAGCUAUCUGAUACAAGGAUUGCUCUCAAGUCUGGUUAUGGCAAGUACCUUGGUAUAAAUUCAGAUGGACUUGUUGUUGGACGUUCCGAUGCAAUAGGAUCAAGAGAGCAGUGGGAACCUGUCUUCCAAGAUAGGAAGAUGGCAUUACUAGCAGCAAACAGCCGUUUUAUUAGGUGUAAUGAAGAGGGGGACAUAGAAGCCAGAAGCAAAACUGCAGGGGAAGAAGAAAUGAUAAAGAUUCGUAUUUUUUUUUUUUGAGAAGCUAAGAAGAAAGAUGAUGUUCCACAAGAAGACAAAGGAAAUGUUAAACAGUGUGAAAUCAAUUACGUGAAGAAAUUCCAAAGUUUUCAAGACAAAAAGCUUAAAAUAAGCAAAGAAGAUACAAAAGCCCUUAGAAAAGCCAGAAAAGAAGGCACUUUUCAUGAAAUGCUACUUGACAGGAGAGCUAAAGUGAAAGCAGAUAGAUACUGCAAGUGACUCCAGCUGGCCCAUUUUCUUCUGCAACUUUGGCAGCAUGAAAUUGAAAAAGAGUAAAAUAUUUUAUAGUUGUUUUUUAUUUAAGGCAUUUUUAAAGUAUCUUCAGGAAUUGUAUUAAAAUUUUCUCAGAUAUUAAUAACCCAGUUAUCUUGUUAAUUAUAUAUCACUUGUGAAUACUUGGCUUGUAUUAAGGGAAUGGCUCCAACAAAAAUUAAAGGUAUCUCAGUCACCAAUGGUAAGUUAUUUGCCACGUAACUUAAGCCCUGGGAGACAGUCUGUACAUUGCCUUAAGAGAGAAAGCUCCCUGGCUUUUAGUUUCUUUUAGGACAAAAUUUAGAAAUAAAUAGAUGAUUGUAUACAAAUGUUCCUGGCCAGAGUCAGGAAUUCUUGGAUUAAAAUGCAGCAUAGCUGUGAGGUGUGCUGUGAAAGAGAAGGAGAACAAAAGUUACUAAUUUUUUUCCAGAGCUUCUUAGUUUGGCCUAGGACUGGGGAUUAGGGUUCAUUAACUAGUUGUUGUAGUAACACACUACACGUCCCUCCCCAGAAAUGUGACUGAUGUACAACGUGCCAUUGGAAUAUCACAGUGCUGCUGUGGCCUGCUGCCAAAACUUCACUCAGGAGCACCGAGAAAAAGACAGCACUGCAAGGAGCAGGCUGCAGGCCAUACUAUUGAUUGGAAGUUCAAUGCAGGUGUCAUUGAUCCACAGUCACUGUGAAUCUUAAAUGCAUCUGAAGUGAAGGUGGCAGUAGAUUGAUGUAACAGCAUCUGGUCUUCUUUCAAGAAUAUAUUGUUUGAAUAAAAACUUGCCUUGUAGAACCCACAAGAAUGAUUAUUCAGAUACACCAGGAAGCAGAAGUAUAUGCUCUGGUGGGGGAGAGUGCUGAAAGGACUGCUCAGUAGCAGAAUAAGAGCCUGAGAAUUAACCCUGAAAGGGAAUUUUCCAUUUCAUGUUAGUGUAAAUAGGAGAAUGCAGUGUGCUGCAAGUGUUGCAAGGGAAAAACGGAACUGAGAGAAAUGUUUGGCACAGAGAGGAAGGAGGUGAGUAAGUGAAGUAAAAAGCAAUGGCAGAGCAAAUGAAAUGAGACUGUCCUUAGUGGGAGAGGAAGUACUAGAAUUGGCAAGGGACUGGCAGCCUUGCAGAGAAUAAGGGUAUUUUAGUAGCGAUGGGUUUGCCCUGUAUGUUGGGACUCAUGAUACACUAGAGUCUUGAGAAAAUGUGUUCUGAGGUAACACACAAACAGGGAUCUGGGGAAUUGACUGGAAAUCUAGUCCCAAGAAAAUGAAAUCAAAGGUAUAAUGAAACAGUGCAGAUCAAUGUGUUAACUGUUGCUAUGAGGAAUCUUUUUGGAUGUUUUCUCAAUGGAAUUAUUCAUGGGGUCAUCUUGAAGAUACUACAUCCUGACAGUAGUGUUAGCACAAGGAGCUUUAAAGGUGCUGGUGUGGACCCCGAAGGCAAGGCAUUGUGAUAGCAGUACAACAGAAUAGCCAUAGUCAGAGAAGGUGACUGCUGCUGGAAGGUAACUGUUUCUUAAACUGAGAAUUUCUUUACUAGUGAAAGAACUAAGUCAGAAUCACAAAGUAGCCUCAAAAAAGUAUACUAUGUAAUGUGAUGAUGUCAUCAUUUUGUCUUCAAAGCAUUUGGAAUGAGUUUUUCAUUUUCCAAAGUCAUUGUUUAUUUUCUCCUGUUAAAAAUGUACUAAAGAUGGUAAAGCAUCUAGACUAUGAUAAUGAAGUCCCUAACAGCUGUCACCCCAGAUAUAAAUGAUGACCAAAAGAUGUUCAGAAAAUAGCAGGACCAACUUAAUCAGACUCUUUUUUACCCAUAAUAGUGUAUUUGGAUAUCUGGAAGUAAACACAGGAUUAUGGUCUCAAAUGUAUUUGUUUUCAACUGAAAAUAUUUUCCAAACCCUAUAGAAACUGCCUGAUGUCCUGUUUUUAAAGAACACUCCCAUGAAAAUCUCAAGAUUUAUCCUGUUACACUGUAAUUUUCCUCAGUUCCUAAAUCCACAGAUACUUUCUGUAUCUUCUUUCACCAGUGCUUAAAUGUUUUUAUGCCUUGGUCUCUAAAGCUCCGUGCAAUUCCCAGCUUCUACUCUGAACCGGCUCCUUACACUGCUGUAUGCUCUCCUCCCAAGCUUUCCCACACUACAGUACAUUUUUUAUCGUUUCCCGUUUCUUAAUUUUUGCAGUUCCAUGCAGCUUUACAAUCAACUGUCUGCCAAGGAGUUCUUUUUCUUGCCACCCCCACUUGAUUUUGUAAGAGAGUUAAUUGCACAGGCAGUUAAGUCACAAUGUAGAGACUGCAUCACUUCUUUUCUGUGUGCCUAAAAAACAUGUGACAUAACUUAGGCACUGCACAGUGAGACACAUUAUCACAUGAGACAAGAUAAAUUGCAGCCUGGAAAGUUUUGAGUACUUUUUCAUGGUGCUUCCACCACCUGUUGCUGAUAUACACACUCAUGAAGCAUUCAUUUGCUCCCACUAAAAUGAUAAUGGUCGUAAUAAAAUGACAGUACCCA